This is a messenger RNA of Penicillium roqueforti, 231 nucleotides long. RefSeq lists its product as uncharacterized. The record is from RefSeq and is a predicted model, not a curated record. The transcript has 5 exons. NCBI's taxonomy places the organism in Eukaryota, Fungi, Ascomycota, Eurotiomycetes, Eurotiales, Aspergillaceae. The coding region runs from base 1 to 231 and encodes 76 amino acids.
AUGUAUUGUGUCUAUUUCCGUGUGUCCUUCUGCCACUUGAUAAUCUACAAACAUUCCCAGAACACACGUUCUUUCAUCUCUAUCUACAAGAAUUCAGACAAAAUGGCAAUUGUGGCGUGCAAUAACUGUACCAAGCACAGAGAGUGUUCUGCCUACUCAGACGGAAAAGAAGAAGUGACUUACUACUACUACUGGGUCUAUGUUCUGAACAUGAUUCAGGGCAAUGAUUGA